GUUUUUGGCACUUAGCUUUUUAACAAACUUGAGCCUUUGUUGAUGAGGAAGCGUUUAAGGAUUGGUAAAAAACGAGACAUGGAGUUAUGUUUUGAAAAUGAGUGCACAGGCUUUGCAUGACAUUCUGUAUGCAUCUCAAAUUUUGAUUUUUUGCAAGUGCGCUACUCGAACAGCGCCAUCUAUUCGCUCCGCGAAGCCUUUCAGUCAGUACCGCCAUUUUAUUUCGGGAAGAAAGUCGACCGAGAACUUGGUGCGAAAAUCCGUCUCCAUCCUAUCUUCUAGACCUUCUGGUCAGUUUCAACCAUGAGUGGAGGAGGUAUUCCAUAUCUCGGUAGUAAGAUAAGUCUGAUUUCUAAGGCUGAAAUUAGGUAUGAAGGGAUUCUGUACACCAUCGAUCCCAACGAAUCGACCGUAGCUCUUGCCAAAGUUCGGUCAUUUGGGACAGAGGAUCGACCGACUGAUCGUCCAGUUGCUCCUAGAGAUGAAGUGUUCGAGUACAUCAUCUUCCGGGGAACUGACAUCAAGGAUCUGCAUGUGUGUGAGGCACCUAAGCCUGUCAUCCAGUCUGUUCCGUCAUCUAUGCCCCAAGAUCCUGCAAUAGUAAAGUCAUCUAACCCAACAACGAUUGUACCACCAGGGUCAUGUCCACCAAACCAUGGCCAGUACACCCCCAGCUCCACCACCUACCAACCAUUUGGGGCUAAUAUGCCUCCUUAUAACCAGUUUGCAGGUCAGCAACAGGUUCCUGUGCAGCAGCAGUUUGCAGGUGUUGGUCAGUCCUCAGUAGGGUCAGGUGGUUCGCGUGGAGCAACUCCUCCCAUUAGCCGUAAGUCUCCAACGAUGGAUGCAGGUGUGCAAGUUAACUCUAGACCCGCCCCUAAACCUGGAUCUCGUGGGUCAACCCCACCCCCAGCACGCAAGUCCCCUACUCAGGAUGUUAGCACGCAAUCAUCCAAUCAAGUAUCUCGGGAGCAACGCAAUUCUGAAUCCAGUCACUCAUCUCAAGAUAAUCGUCGUGAAUUCAGUCGGAGUCAACAACGUGGGGGUAGAGAUGGGAACUACAGGGGUCGUGGGCGAGACCAUGGGCAUCGCGGUGGAAUGGAAGGUCAUGGUGGUGGUAUGGAAGGCCAUCGUGGUGGCAGAGGAGGAUAUAGAGGUCAAAGUGGUGGGUUCAGGGGUCAUCCUAGGGGUCAAAGAGGAGGUCCCAGAGGAGGUAAUCGUCCCCCAGGUGCUGGUAGACCAAGAGAACCAUUGAAAUUUGAUGGAGAGUUUGACUUUGAAAGUGCAAAUGCCAAGUUUGAUAAAGAAGAAAUAGAAAAGGAACUGAAGAAAAAGCUGACCAUCUCUGACAAGCCUCUUAAUGGUGAAAAAGAGACCGGUUCAGAGGAUGGCGAGAUCAUUGAGGAAGUUGUAGAAAAUGAAAAUGAUAUUGAUGAGGAAUUUUACAAUAAAAGCAAGUCUUUCUUUGAUCGUAUCAGUUGUGAAGCUACGGAUAAAGAAAGCAGAGGAAGGCCAAAUUGGCGAGAAGAAAGAAAAAUCAACACUGAAACAUUUGGUGUUGGAAGUACACGGCAGUAUCGUGGUGGACGAGGCUGGAGAGGGGGGUACAGAGGUGGUUUCCGUGGCAACAGUGGUUUCAACAGAGGAGGCUGGAGAGGAGCACCACAAGGAGGAGGCAGACCAGCAUUUAGAGGAGGCAACGUGCGAGGCAGGGGUCGUCGUGGCAACCAGGGUUGGGUAGAUUACGACUAUGAUUAUGAAGCUGCAGGAAUAGAACGCAGCAAAAAUGCAGAGAAUGCCAAUAGAAACCAAACAGCCAAAGCAUCAUCAUAGUUUCAGAUCCUGCCACUUGUAAUAACCAUCCUUAAGCUAACCAGCAAUAGUUUGUCAUAAAAUAAAUACAAGAAACACACCAGUCAAAGUUGAGUGCAACGCUUCUUCUGCCAUAUAAGGGUACGACAAUGGAUAUAAUGAAUCACAAUGGAUGGUGAUCAUAGAAAUCUCAUACAAUGCUUCUGCAUAAGCCGAUGUCAAAUUUGGACUAUUUAUUAUCGCCUUUGACAUGGAGUCUGUAAAUGACAUUGUUGUCCGAGGACAUUGAAGCCAAUAAGGCAAUAAGGUGACAUUGCUUAUUUAAUCAAUUAUAUAGAAUUUUGUGUUCAUUCAAUUUUUGUAAAAAUGUUAUAUUAUUUUGAGUGAAUAGUUUUCAUGCAUGAUGAAAUAUCAGCUGUUUACAAUGGAUUCAAUUUAAUUCUUUUUUUACUACAGCUGCACACCAAGUGCCACUGCUUGUUCCGUUAUUGAACUGAUAUUUGAUGAUGCUUGUUAAAUAUAUUCAAGAGAGGGCGGCACGCGUAUCAGCUGAAUCAGACAGUUUAGUAAGCUAGAUACGGUGUCAGUAAGCCCAUAUGUGAAAUGAAAACACUGGUGUGAAUAGUCACCUUAAACAUAAAGCAGAAUGGAGCAUUAUACUGCAGGAGAUAUGCAAAUGAAGAAGAAGCGUAAUUGGAGUUAUUAUUUGAAAUUUAUUUAUAAAUCAUUGUAUCACCACUUGACUCCUAUGGAGCUUGUUAUUGAGAUACAGUUAUAUGUGAUUAUAUUUUGCUUUAUAUUGGGUUUGAAACCAGACGAUAAGGAGAGAUUUUAGACUGAAAUCCACAUGAAUUGAGCAUGAUUUGAUCAAGUAGUCUGGAAAUGUGAUAUUAGUACUGGUAGCAUAGAUGGCCAAUUGGUUUUGUAAUCUGGGUUUUCGGAAAGUCAUGUAUGCAGUAAAGUCUAUGAAAGUAAACACUGUCUAAUUGUCCAUUAAGAAUUUUAUGUUUUCAUAUUUUGAGGGUUUUAAUUCAUUAAAGGUAAUGUUUGUCCCGGGUGGGAGGUUAACAUGGGGGAAUGCUUGCAUCACAAACACAAGACAUAGUCACCUAUUCUUAGCAGUUUUGAACAUGUCAUUGGACUGCACCAGGGUCUGAAUAAAGUAACACUUGUUUUGUAUAUUGGUUGAGUUAUCGUGCCAGUAGAUCAAAGUUGAAAUAAGAGAUAGUGAUAUCACAUAAUUUUGACGAGGGCUCAGAUCUCUUUAAAAAACUGUUUUUACACAGUUGUGAUAUUACUUGUUAUUACUUUGCUAAAAAUGAAAACCAAAGUGCUAGACUGCAGCCCCCAGCACAUUGCAUUUUGGGAAUAUAAAAUAUAGAGUGUACUAUAUAUUUACAACAUCAGAUAGAAAUUCAAGUUAUGCUGUUUCAAAUGGAGUCUCCAUCUGCCUAGCAUAAGGUUCCAGACAUCCUCCCUUUUGUCCCUGUUAAUGAGAAUUGAAGAACAGAGUAGAUGAUGUCCCGAGCCUAUGUUUGGAAGAUGCAUCUCAAUCUGCCUUCACUCCUGAGAACAUAUCAAAUAAAUAUUGAUCAAAUUUGAGAGAUUCUUAUGUAUCAAUGGGGUGCAAGUCCUAAUUUUACUCAUUCCUAUUCAAUAUCAUCCUUUUGACAUGCUGCAAACAGACUUAACAGGG
Molecule: messenger RNA, 3508 nt
Organism: Owenia fusiformis
Lineage: Eukaryota; Metazoa; Annelida; Polychaeta; Sabellida; Oweniidae
Source: the annotation of a GenBank genome assembly